Messenger RNA from Lasiosphaeria miniovina, 2196 nucleotides. Its product is annotated as Metallo-dependent phosphatase-like protein. The record is from RefSeq and is a predicted model, not a curated record. Lineage: Eukaryota; Fungi; Ascomycota; Sordariomycetes; Sordariales; Lasiosphaeriaceae. The transcript has 2 exons. Gene Ontology annotation, cellular component: membrane; fungal-type vacuole. Gene Ontology annotation, molecular function: endopolyphosphatase activity; exopolyphosphatase activity; phosphoric diester hydrolase activity. Gene Ontology annotation, biological process: polyphosphate catabolic process. The annotation marks the transcript as partial.
GACCCGCACACUCCCUCUCGAGGCCGUCCCUCCAGUCCCUUUAUUUUCUUUGACAGUUAUGUAGAGAAAAGAUUUCGAACGAGACUGUGGCCUUCCCCCACCCCCCGGCUGCCAUUGCCUCUUAUUUUCUCUCCUUUUCUUUUCGAGGCGGUCAGCGCAAUGGCUCUCCAGCGCGCCCUGGUUCUGGGUCUGGCCCUACUGUGCCAUGGCGUCAUUGCCAGCGCGCCGGGCUUUGCGGCGGCUGAGACGAAGGCGCUCGACCAGCACACUCAGGGCAGCGCCCCGCGGAGGCUGCACGGCAGGUUCCUGCAUAUUACUGAUCUCCACCCCGACGAAUUCUACCGCGUGCACUCAUCCACCGACGAGACCGACGCGUGCCAUCGCGGCCACGGCCCGGCUGGCACCUAUGGCGCCGAGACAUCGGACUGCGAUACGCCCUUCUCCCUCGUGAACGCCACCUUCGACUGGAUUGCCGCCAACCUCAAGGACGAGAUCGACUUUGUCGUCUGGACGGGCGACAGCGCACGCCACGACAGCGAUGAGGAUCUUCCUCGCAACCAGGGCCAGGUGCUCGGCACGAACCGCUGGAUCGCUGACAAGUUCGCCGAACUGUUUGCCGCCCCCUCGGGCCACGGCCUGGCCAUCCCCGUCGUGCCCACGUUUGGCAACAACGACAUCCUCCCGCACAACAUCCUACUACCGGGCCCCAACAAGUGGCUGCAGACGUACGCCCAAAUCUGGCGCAAGUUUAUCCCCGAGGAACAGCGCCACAGCUUCGAGUUUGGAGGCUGGUUCUACACCGAGGUCGUCCCCGACAGGCUCGCCGUCUUCAGCCUCAACACACUCUACUUUUUUGACCGCAAUGCUGGCGUCGACGACUGCGCGAGCCCGUCGGAGCCGGGGUACAAGCAGCUCGAGUGGCUGCGGGUCCAGCUGCAGUUCAUGCGCCAGCGCGGCAUGAAGGCUAUCCUGAUGGGACACGUCCCCCCGGCGCGGACGGAAAGCAAACAGCUGUGGGGCGAGGUCUGCUGGCAGAAAUACACCCUCUGGCUCCGGCAGUACCGGGACGUGAUUGUCGCCGGCCUGUACGGCCAUAUGAACAUUGACCACUUCCUGCUGCAAGACACGCACGACAUUGACUUUGGCCUGCUGUCGGGCGCCGCCGACGGAGUGGUCAGCACACGCGAGUCGAUGGAGGACGAACUCUCAGCGCAGUCGACUGCAGACUAUCUCCAAGAGCUGCGGGAUGGGUGGGCGAAGCUGGACCCCCCGGCGGCCGGCUCUUCUGGGCGGGUGAAGGAAGACAAGAAGGGGAGAAAGGGGAAGAAGAGUAAGGAUAUAUGGGGCGAGCGGUACCAGCUGUCCUUGGUCAGCCCGAGCAUCGUGCCGAACUACUUUCCGACUCUGCGAGUUCUCGAAUACAACAUAACCGGACUCGAGGAUGCCCCCGUAUGGGCAGACCCGUUCCAGACCUUUGAAGCCCCCGCUACUCAGGAAGAUACCCAGAAACACCUCGAUCUGCGGAAUACUUUCGAGUAUGACGUGGAGGUAGGGUCCGCGAGCAAGAAGAAGAAAGGCAAGAAGCACAGGGGCAAGAAGCCCAAGAACCCAAAGUUUGUACUUCCGGAGGCGCCUUCCAAGUCGUCACCACCGGGGCCUGCGUACUCGCAGCAGCCGCUGUCCCUCACCGGCUAUACGCAAUACUUUGCCAACCUAACCCACAUCAACAACUUGACGCUCGAUGUUUCCGCGGUAUGGGACGGAGACGAAUCUGACUCUGACGCGCCGUCGUCAUGGCUAGAUGGCAUCGCAUGGCUUCUCAAGUGGCGGAAAGGCAAGCACGGCGGCAAGAAGCCCAAGGCGCCGAAGCCGGACCCGCGCGAGUUCCAAUUCGAAGUCGAGUACAGCACGUUCCACGACAAGAUCUACAAGCUGGGAGACUUGACGGUCAACAGCUUUGUCGAUCUGGCCUACCGGAUAGGGGAGAACGACAAGAGUGGCGGCAAAUCUGCCUUGGCGGAUGCGGAGGGACGUGAUUUUGAUGAUGACGAGGUUGAAAGUGCUGAUGCUGAGGACGAUGAUGAGGAAGAGGAAGAGGAUGAGUCAGAGUUUGACGACGACGAUGACGAGUUCGAAGCUGACAAGAAGAAAAAGGGGAAUAAAGACAAGAAAAAGAAGAAGAAAAAGAAGAAGAAG